This is a messenger RNA of Caenorhabditis remanei, 243 nucleotides long. RefSeq lists its product as uncharacterized. The transcript is spliced from 2 exons. Bases 1 to 243 code for a protein of 80 amino acids. The record is from RefSeq and is a predicted model, not a curated record. Lineage: Eukaryota; Metazoa; Nematoda; Chromadorea; Rhabditida; Rhabditidae.
AUGCCAACCACAUCGAUGAUUCAAUCUGUUCCGCCCACAAAUACAAUGGGAGUCAACCCGUUUGAAGUCUUGGCGCCCGGUUAUAGAGAUAUUUGGCUCCGCCUCCAAAGCGAACGGCUCCUUCUCGAGGAGAGAAUUUCAGCAAAAGAGGGAGAACUCAAGAAUUUGAUGCAAUUCGUCCACCAGCCCACUCCAUUACUCAAUUUUCCUAAUUAUUUGCUACCGCAGAGCUCAAAUCAAUAA